Messenger RNA from Ruditapes philippinarum (Manila clam), 976 nucleotides. RefSeq names its product serine/arginine-rich splicing factor 4-like. The coding region runs from base 194 to 955 and encodes 253 amino acids. NCBI's taxonomy places the organism in Eukaryota, Metazoa, Mollusca, Bivalvia, Venerida, Veneridae. The transcript has 4 exons. The record is from RefSeq and is a predicted model, not a curated record.
UGACAACUACAGUUAGAAGAUUACACACACCAGACUUAUUUUUUUCGGAUGACAAGUAUUGAAAAGAAAUAGUUAAAAGAGAAACAGCAAAUUCAACAUAAGUUUGACGUUUGCAGUCUUGUGGCGACCUUGUCCUGUCAGUCGGUGGAUUGAGUAACAAAGUUGGGUUGCAGGACGAUAGCUCAAACGACAAAUGCCGACGACAAGACGACAAAGGUCGCGCACAGAGACGCUGCACGCUUGUAAGCAGUCAAAAAGUGGUCACAUAAAACGGAAACCGAGUACCAGUAAGUCACGCUCAAGAAGUGGACGUGAAUGCCAGAAAGAGGAGUCACAGACAAGGAGUGGGUGCGAAUAUCACCCAGCCGAGUCAAGGACUAGGAGUAGGAGAAAGAACCACCAAGCUAAGUCAAGGGCUAGGAGUAGGAGCAAGAACCACCCAUUCGAAUCACUCUCAAGCAAUGGAAUUAUAUACUUUCCUGCCGAAUCGUGCUCAAGGAGUAGGCGUGAACAAGAUAUGGCGAAUUCUCGCACGAACAGUCGGCAUGGGAACGGUUCAGAUGAGUCACGCACGAGAAGUGGGUGUAAGUUUCAUUCAUUAGGAGGAGAUGAUAAUUUCGAAGAAAGAAGAUCACUGCGUUCUUCAAAUCGCAAGAUAAAAGCUGCACUAGCACAGGAAUUAAAGAAGCGAAUUGCUGCCAUUCCCAUUAAAGACCGGCAAGUGCCCGAGACAGACGAUCUGAGAUUUCUAGGUAUGGAAUUAAAACUUCGUUUAGCAACCAAUUGUGAUAUAAUCAGCGAAAUUGGAAGGCGAGGCGGAAAGGUUAACGUUAUGACUAUAUAUAGCACACACAGAUUUAUACCUAUAUGGGAAAUAAACAAACAGCAGGAACCGUCAUUGCUUUGUGAGGUCAAGGUCAAGGUCAAGCCUAAAAGACUUCGAAAUCAUUUUUAAUAAACUGUGCUUCUGAAUUAA